Messenger RNA from Scophthalmus maximus (turbot), 4800 nucleotides. RefSeq names its product glycerol-3-phosphate dehydrogenase 2 (mitochondrial) (gene gpd2). The transcript is spliced from 18 exons. NCBI's taxonomy places the organism in Eukaryota, Metazoa, Chordata, Actinopteri, Pleuronectiformes, Scophthalmidae. Gene Ontology annotation, molecular function: calcium ion binding; glycerol-3-phosphate dehydrogenase (quinone) activity. Gene Ontology annotation, cellular component: mitochondrion; glycerol-3-phosphate dehydrogenase (FAD) complex. Gene Ontology annotation, biological process: glycerol-3-phosphate metabolic process. The record is from RefSeq and is a predicted model, not a curated record. Bases 162 to 2354 code for a protein of 730 amino acids.
ACUCGGCGGGCGGCGCUCGCUCGACUUCCUGGUUGUGGCUGUCAAAAACGCAGGAGCUCAGGUUUGCAUCCCGACCCGACGCCUUCGGUCGCCGCGCUGCUGCUCUCCCGCCCGAGCGACUCGUAUACCGCCUCAAAAACAUCAACAACAACCCCCGGCCAAUGGCGUUCAGGAAGGCUCUGAAGCGGACCGCGAUCAUAGGGGGCGGGGCCGCUGCCACGUUCUUUGGCUUCUCGCACUUAAUCGAGUACAGGAAGUCGCAGCAUGGAUUGGCUCGGUUAGCCCACGUGGCGGCAGAAGCGGAGCUGAAGGCCCCCUUCGCGGACGAACUCCCCUCGCGGCGGGCGCAGCUCGCGGCGCUGGAAAUCACAGAGGAGUUUGACGUGCUGGUUAUCGGAGGAGGGGCCACGGGGGCAGGAUGUGCCUUAGACGCUGUCACACGAAACCUCAAGACUGCCCUCGUGGAGAGAAGCGACUUCUCGUCGGGGACGAGCAGCCGGAGUACCAAGCUAAUCCACGGCGGUGUCCGCUACCUUCAGAAGGCCAUCAUGCAGUUAGACUACGAACAGUACAUGAUGGUGAAGGAGGCCCUCCACGAGCGAGCCAACCUCCUUGAGAUCGCACCUCACCUUUCUGCGCCACUACCCAUCAUGCUUCCUGUUUACAAAUGGUGGCAGUUACCUUACUACUGGGCAGGGAUCAAGAUGUACGACUUGGUGGCUGGGAUUCAGUGCCUGAAGAGCAGCUAUGUCCUCAGCAAGGCCAAGGCCUUGGAGCUGUUCCCCAUGCUGAAGAAGGACAAGCUGGUGGGAGCGAUCGUCUACUACGACGGGCAACACAACGAUGCCCGCAUGAACCUGGCCAUCACCAUCAGUGCCGCUCGCUACGGCGCCGCCAUCGCCAACUACACAGAGGUGGUUAGCCUGCUGAAAAAGAAGGACGAGGAGACCGGCAAGGAGAAGGUGUGCGGCGCCCACUGCCGAGACGUCGUCACAGGACGUGAGUUCGACGUGAAGGCCAAGUGCGUGAUCAACGCCACCGGACCGUUCACAGACUCCGUGAGGAAGAUGGACAACCAGGAAACCAGAAACAUCUGCCAGCCCAGUGCUGGCGUUCACAUCGUCAUCCCCGGUUACUACAGCCCGGACAACAUGGGUCUGCUUGAUCCAGCCACGAGCGACGGACGAGUCAUCUUCUUCCUGCCCUGGGAGAAGAUGACCAUCGCCGGCACGACCGACACCCCCACCAGCAUUACGGCUCACCCAAUCCCGGGGGAGGACGACAUCAACUUCAUUCUGAGGGAGGUCCGCAACUACCUCAGCCCUGACGUAGAAGUGCGCCGAGGUGACGUGUUGGCAGCGUGGAGCGGAAUCCGUCCUCUGGUGACCGACCCCAACUCCAAAGACACUCAGUCCAUCUGCAGGAACCACAUCGUCAGCAUCAGUGACAGCGGGCUGGUCACCAUAGCUGGUGGUAAGUGGACCACUUACAGAUCCAUGGCUGAAGAGACUCUGGACGCGGCCAUCAAAGCCCACGGCCUCUCAGCCGAGCCCUGCAAGACUGUCGGCCUGAUGCUGGAGGGGGCGAAGGGCUGGACACCGACACUGUACAUCCGCCUGGUGCAGGACUACGGCCUGGAGAAGGAGGUGGCCCAGCACUUGGCCGCGACGUACGGUGGAAAGGCGUUUGACGUGGCGAAGAUGGCUCAGGUUACUGGGCAAAGAUGGCCAAUCGUAGGGAAACGGCUGGUGUCUGAGUUUCCUUACAUUGAGAGUGAGGUGCUGUACGCGAUUAAGGAGUACGCCUGCACCGCCAUCGACGUCAUCGCCCUACGAACACGCCUGGGCUUCUUGAACGUGCAGGCAGCCGACGAAGCGCUCCCACGUAUCGUCCAAAUCAUGGCGAAAGAGCUGGGCUGGAGUCAGGAGAAAACUACGGCAGAACUAGAAGCAGCCAGGAAGUUUUUGUACCAUGAGAUGGGCUACAGGUCCCGUUCUGAGCAGCUGACCAAGACAUCUGAGAUCAACUUAGACUACCAGGAAGUGAUCAGAUACAAGAAACGUUUCCACAAGUUCGACAAAGAAGGCAAAGGAUUCAUCACCACCGUCGACGUCCAGCAAGUUUUGGACAACAUCAACGUCCAGAUUGAUGAAAACGCGCUCCACGAGAUCCUCAACGAGGUGGACCUCAACAAGAACGGACAAAUUGAGAUUGAUGAAUUCCUGCAGCUGAUGAGCGCUGUGAAGAAGGGGGAAAUGUCGGAUAGCCGCCUGGCCAUUCUCAUGAAGACGGCGGAGGAGACUCUGAAUAAGAGGGGCCCGGUGACGGUGGACCGGAGCGGCGGCGGAGUCUGAGAAAAGGAUGUGGUAAUGACAACAACAACAACAACAACAAAACAACUCAUGCAAAUGAUGCUCAUUUGAAUGACAAUGUAGCAAUCAAGCGCGGCAGGAUAAAUUUGGACAAAUCAAGUGCAGACCAGUAAACACUCCUGAGUCGCGAGUCAAACUGGAUCCAAUGAUUGAGAGAGUAGAUCCAUUUGUUCUCAACAACAGGUGCCUCUGAUAUCACACAGCACACAAUCAAACUGUUUUUAUAGCCUUUUUAAAACUAUUUUAUCUCUGCAGCUUCUCGAACACUCCUUUUUUUUCUUUUUUUUUUAAAACUUCAUUCAUUUCACGCCAACGACGCCGAUUGUUGUGUGAAUGCCGUCCUCGAUGCUUCCCUGGGGUUUUUGGUUUUGUUUAAAUUCUGCAGGUUCAUUAUUCCCCUUAAAAAAGGUUUGCCGGAAAGAAUUUUGGAAUUUGACGUGACCCAGUGCUUUCUGUAGCUGUCUUUGUUAGACCUACAGUAAAUAAACAAAGGGCAUGAAUAGAAAAGAGAAGAUGUGGAAACUGAAAACAGAAGAUGUAUAUAUCGGGUCUCUCCGGUAAACUUCAUUUUAGGAAAUAAUGCACCUCUCAAAUAUAAAUCCUCACUGAUCAUGUGAGUGUGUGGUUUCUGAUCUUAGCAUGUUACAAGCAGUAGUUGGGUGACGUUUGAUAUUUAAUAGGUUUUAAAGCACUCCGAGAUGUUUCUGAAGUUUUUCUGCUGCAAUCUCACUGCCUGUUCUUUGUUUUUAGGGUAAAAACAAAUUAUUUAUAUAUAUAUAUAUGAUCAGGGCUACGUGUGAAAAGAAAUUGUACUUCAUCUUGUCCCAGUGUUUUUUCUAUCUGCUGCACUUCCAGCAAACUACUAAUACUGAGGUUUACAGGACGAGGUUUCCAGCUUUAGCGUCACCGUCCUCGAACGGUCGUCCGCUACUUCUCUGUUGUCUUCAUAUUUUUUUUCCCAGAAUUAUUUAUUCUCAUUUCCUCACAGACAUAAACACAGAGAUUAUAAAUGCGUCACCAAAACAUGCUUUUAAAGUUAUUGUAUCAGCGGAAUCACAUGCUACUUUUUAACCUUAUUCUCUAAAUAAUGCAUUAUUUGCAUUUUAGAUUUGAGCAGCUGUAUUAACGCACAUCCAGUCUGUCUGACAGCAACACACUGAUUUAUAUAUAUAUAUAUAGUAUAGAAUCCUGCAUGCUGUGAGCUGAUGUUUUCAUUUUAAUAAGAUUUUUUAUUGUAGUUGCAUGUUUCAUCUUUUUUAAGGGCGGAUGGAAACUGGUCUGUGUACUAUGUAUUAAUGUGUAUGUGCCUUAUUGUGCCUAAGAACAUGACACUUAAUCAUCUUGCCUCUUUUCCACAAACUCUCCAUGUUCAACACACAGGAAAUAAUCCUGAGAAUGUCAAGAUAUUUAUAUAAUUUUUAAACAUUCAUUAUAAAAAGAACUGUAUUUAAACUUUUUUUGGUGUUAUUUGUAAUGACAGAGGCCUGUUGUAAGGGACGAGCUGCCUGUGUUGAAAAGGGUUCAUGAGCAGAAUUUGACCAGUGGAGAGUUUAAAGUGAAAUUUUUAGUUUGGUAAUUUUUGACUUUUUCCAGAACUGACAGCUGGGAAAAUGAUACGGCAGUGUGUUGGAAAUAUUAAUGAAUAUGUAUAAUUCAUUAAUUUAUGGGACGUACAAGUCACAGUGGACUUUUAAGUCUUGUCAUAUCCGUCACAAUUAAUUCUCCAUGUCUGUCUCCACUUUUUGAUUAGCUACUUAUUCAUAAACUUUUUAUUUGACCCUUUAUUUUUCCACUAUUGAAAAAAAAUUGAAAAUAUACAUAGAAAUAGGUGGAUGUAAGUGCACUUGGUUAAUUUUGUAAUUGUCCCUGUUAAUUAAAACCACUGGCCCCACCAACACCGUGCAGGGUUCUUUUUUAAGUGGCAGCCCCUCGCCACAGGCCUCUGUUAAGUCUUUUAUUUUGAAAGAGGUGUGUGUACGUGUGCAUUCUGUGCUUCCUUAUUGCCUUCACAUUAUGAUUUAUAUUCAUUCACAACUGCAGCUUUUGAGAUUUUGUCUCAUGGAUGUUGGAUCAUUUUUUUUUAUACAUAAAGCGAAUCAUUCCGUUCUUCUUCCUCCCAUGUCUCAAACACUGUAACUGUUACUGAAGUGUGUGUAUCAGUGGGGGGGGGGACUACAAUGUCUCCACAACGAGGACCCUUGAAACUGCCAACACCACUCUUCAAGAAUAGCUCAUGGGCAGCGCAACUCGAAUCCUGAUGUUUGAUUGUCUCCUUUUACGGAUGAAAUUACAGCUUUAUCCCGGCUCAAAGAGAAUCAUAUUCCUAGUUCCUGUCUGUUCUGCCAGUACUGUAAGAAAACUCAAGUCUUUCGGGUAAAAAAAAGAAACAAAGCAAUUAUCUAAUUAAAUGUAUCUGGUUGCCCACAAA